Monomorium pharaonis (pharaoh ant) is the source of this 1235-nucleotide messenger RNA. RefSeq names its product ADP-ribosylation factor-like protein 6-interacting protein 1 (gene Arl6IP1). NCBI's taxonomy places the organism in Eukaryota, Metazoa, Arthropoda, Insecta, Hymenoptera, Formicidae. The transcript is spliced from 5 exons. The record is from RefSeq and is a predicted model, not a curated record. The coding region runs from base 118 to 702 and encodes 194 amino acids.
UACGCCGUAUCGUACGUCUUCCCCGCCGCCGCCGCCGCCGCCGCCACCGAAUCACUUUGACGCCGCUGCGUAGCCGAAUCGAAACGCGCUGCUCUUCUCACAAAUCCUCACGCCGCGAUGACGGAUGACGGGACGGUCGAGAAGGAAAAACACAUGAAGCAACUGAAGCGAAAGAUGGAAUGCUGGCGGGAGAUAAUCCUGCCAUUAAAUUCCAUUCUCCUGUGGGAACGUAGCUGGCAUCCCGGGCUGAUUGUUGGACUUGUGACAGUGAUAUUCUGUGCUAUAUGGAUUUUAGAACCAGCUCUGUUGACAAUGAUAUCCUUAUGUCUGCUGGUAUUUGCCCUCGUCGAUUAUCUUGUGCCAAUUUUGACCUCAGUCUUGUGCAACGCACAGAGUUGGACUGGACAGAAGGAGAAGAAAUUGAUUGAGAUUUGUCAAAAUCUUUCUUCUACCAUAUUGCAAGUGCAAGGAGCAUUGGCGUCUAUUUCAAAAAUUCGACAUGAUCGUCCAAAUAUUUAUUACAGCGCAACAAUACUCUUUCUCAUUCUCUUCGCAUGGAUCGGUAAUACGGUCAACAAUUUGCUUUUGCUUUACGUCAUAGUGAUCGCAGUUCUUCUUACGCCAGGAUUUAGACACAAAGGACGAGCGCGCUGGACCGUGAAAUAUGUAUAUAAUCAAUUAAUUCGUCGUCAUUUAUCAUAAUCGUUUCGUACGUAUCUCGUGGUCACCAAAACUCUUUGUACCUUUAAUUCAUAUGCUCUCUCGAUAUAAAUCUCUUCAUAAUCCUACAAUAUUACAUCUACGAUUUUACAUGUAUAUUCGUAACGCGUGUGUAUUUGCGCGUCAGUUUCGUUCAAAGAAAAGUGUAGUCAAAGUGUUCCGCUUUUAAUGAGAUUAUAAGAGAUUAGUAUAAUGUAUAGUCCUCUAAGAAAAACAGAUACCACUACACUUUAUCGAGUGAUAUUUAAUAUUGUAUUUGUCAAUGUGAUUUUAUAUUUUACGUAGAUAUAAUUAAUUAUAAUAAUCAUAAGUCUGCCGUAGUAUUACGUUACUUCCAAGAAUUAAUAAAAUUGUUCCGUCUUUCACCAAUCUUAGUUUAAAUUAUUUUAUUUAGAAUUAUGUGCCUAGUUCUAUAACUCUAUGACUUCUCUACAAAAUAAGAUAUAUCUGUUACGGUAUAUUGUAUGAGUAAAAGUCCUUUUAGAAAAUGUCAAAUAAAUCAUCAGGUUUAAAAA